Pedinophyceae sp. YPF-701 is the source of this 1383-nucleotide messenger RNA. The record is from the annotation of a GenBank genome assembly. NCBI's taxonomy places the organism in Eukaryota, Viridiplantae, Chlorophyta, Pedinophyceae.
AUGGAGGGGAACAACUCCCGCGCGGGCACCGCGCCCGGUGCAGAGGCCUUCAUAGAUACGGGAGCGGGGAAUGAAAAUGCGGGCAGCGGGGAGGGGGGACUCGUGCUGUUUUCGAUGGCCAAGAAGGAGACGCACACUCCGAAGCGUGGGUUUCGCAAUCUAUUCAGGCGGCUGAAGACGCAGUUCACGGUGGGGCGCAUGACCGCGGACGACUUCAGUCCGGAGCGUCUGUCGUCGGCGGCGAUCCUGGUCCUGGGGUGUCCGACGGAGGAGUUUUUGACGAGCGAGGUGAAGAUGCUGCAGCAGUUCGUGAGCCUCGGCGGGUCGAUCCUGGUCCUCCUGCGCGAGGGCGGGGAGGCGGCGGCGGGCACGAACAUCAACUACUUCCUCGAGGAGUACGGCAUGUCGGUGAACGACGACGUGGUCAUCCGCGCCUCGCACGCCAAGUACCUGCACCCCAAGGAGGUGCUCAUCGCCGACGGGGUGGUCAACCGCGCCGUGGUGACCUGCACCGCGCGCUCCCGCCGCAAGGAGACCGCGCGCGACGCCGACGAGGACGCCCCCGAGGACGCCCCCGAGCGCGACCUGACCUUCGUGUACCCGCGCGGCGCCACCGUCAACGUGCAGAAGCCCGCCGUGCCGCUCCUCUCCACGGGCAAGGUCUCCUACCCGACGCGCCGGCCCGUCGCCGCGGCGUGGCAGGCCCCCGGCGGCCGCGGGAAGAUCGCGGUGGUCGGGAGCGCGGACCUGCUCAGCGACGACUGGCUCGACAAGGAGGAGAACUCGCGCGUGAUGGACUUCCUCUUCCGGUGGAUGCGGCCGGGGGACGACGUGGCGCUCGACCCCAUGGACGCGGACGACCCGGACGUGAACCCGGAGAAGAACGUCGUGCCGGACAUCACCGCGCUCGCCGAGAAGCUCAAGCCCGCGCUCGCGCUCGGGGAGGACCUCCCCACGGACUGGACCACCAUGUUCGACGAGCGCCUGCAAACCCUGCACAUGGGCCACGUGCCCGACGCGGCCGCGCUGUACGAGAAGCUCGGGUUGAAGAAGGAGCUCCUGGGGCUCGUCCGGCCGCAGUUCGACACCCCGCUGCCCGCGCUGCAGCCCGCGGUGUUCGACCCCAUCCUCAAGGAGCCCGCCGCGCCCGAGCUGGAGCUGUUCGACCUCGACGACGAGUUCUCCACGGAGUCGGUCAAGCUGGCGGAGCUGACGAACAAGUACGCGUCGCUGAGCAAGGGCCACACGGACGAGGACGUGGAGAACUACAUCAAGGAGGCCGCCAACAUCCUGCACCUCGAGACGCCGCCGGGGGGCGAACGCACCGCCAAGACCAUGCUCGCGCAGGCGUUCCGCAUGAUCUGCGAGUACAAGAUGAGCUAG